GUGGAAACACAGUGACACUCGGACCUACACAGGUCGGAACCGUUGUCGCAGCUGGCAGUCCCAAGUAUCACAUCCUCCAACGGAGAAAUGGCGACGACGACAGUGAUCCCAGUUGUGGAGGAGGGCAAGCUCCUCAGCGAGUCACUAAGCACCGUCAAAAUACAAGUCGGCCAGAUGAAGAGACAUUUGGAUGGCGAUGAUAUCAUGGACGCGCUGAAAAGCGCUAGCUUGAUGCUAGCAGAACUCCGGACGUCAUCCUUAUCCCCAAAGCAAUACUACGAACUCUACAUGGCAGUUUUCGACGCUCUGAGACACCUCUCCAACUAUCUCUACGACGCUCACACCCAAUCCCGACACCAUCUCGCAGACCUCUACGAACUCGUUCAAUACGCUGGUAACAUCGUACCGAGAUUGUAUCUCAUGAUCACAGUCGGCGCAGUAUACAUGUCUAUCUCAGAUGCUCCUGUAAAGGAGAUCAUGAAAGAUAUGAUGGAAAUGUCUCGCGGCGUCUUACACCCCAUUCGCGGCCUCUUCUUAAGGCACUAUCUAAGCGGACAGACGAGAGACCAUCUCCCUAUCGGUGUUGAUCCAGGACCGACCGGAAACCUCCAAGACUCCAUCUCCUUCGUCCUAACCAAUUUCAUCGAAAUGAACAAACUCUGGGUCCGCCUCCAACAUCAAGGCCACUCCCGAGACCGCGAAAAGCGCGAGAUGGAAAGACGCGACCUCCGUAUCCUCGUCGGCACCAACCUCGUCCGUCUCUCCCAACUCGACGGCGUAGACCUCGACAUGUACCAAACCAGCAUCCUCCCCGCCAUCCUCGAACAAGUCGUUAAUUGCAAAGACGUGAUCGCGCAGGAGUAUCUGAUGGAGGUCGUUAUUCAGGUAUUUACAGACGAAUUCCAUUUACACACACUCGGUCCGUUCCUAUCAGCUACAGCCCAACUGCAUCCAAAGGUGAACAUCAAACUGAUCGUGAUUGCCCUCAUCGACCGGCUGGCUGCGUAUGCUGCUCGGGAGGCUGAGAGUGAAGACCCGGAGGAGACGAAACGUCAAGAGGAAGCUGCUGCUCGGAGACUUGCGGACAAGGUUAAAGUUCAGAAAGCUCGGGUGCGGGAGAAUGGUGCGACUGUUGUACCCCCCUCGGCGGAGGAUGCUUGGGAUAGCGCUGUUAUUGAUACGGAGAAGCGUUUGGCUGAGAUGGAAGUUAGUGAAGGAGGGGCUACGAAUGGUGUUUCGACGGAGAAGGAGGAGGAGGAGGAUGGAUCGCCUGUUCGCAAAUUCAGGGGUGUUCCAGAGAACGUCCAGUUGUUCGAGGUGUUUUGGAAGCAAGUAGUGGAGCUUAUCAAAGCACGGCCAGACUUGUCGAUACAGGAUAUCACCGCACUGCUUGUAUCCCUUACCAACCUAUCGCUAAGCUGUUAUCCCGACAGGUUAGAAUACGUGGACCAAAUCCUUGGCUUUGCGCAUGACAAAAUCAAGGAGUUCUCAGAAAGCCCUGACCUACACGCACCGCAGACAGCUGCAAACCUCGCCGCUCUCCUAGUAGCUCCUAUAAAUUCCUACCAGUCCGUCCUCACACUUCUCGCAAUCCCGCACUACGUUCCUCUACUCUCCCAGCAAUUAUUCUCGACCCGACGGUCUAUCGCCCACUCGGUUAUUACGAGCGUGCUCAAGAAUGAAACGAUCAUCGAGGCGCCGGACGAUGUCGAUGGAGUCUUGGAGCUUUGUCAUGUUUUGAUCAAGGAUCAGACUGAUUCCGCGGCACCGCAGAGCGCUGGUGCAAAAGAAGUCAGAAGACAAGGACCUUAUCAUACUGAGAGGGAAGAUCUAGCAGAGGAACAAGGUUGGGUUGCAAGGAUGGUGCAUCUGUUCCGUGCAGAUUCGCUGGAUAUCCAAUUUGAUCUGUUACAAACGGCUCGAAAACAUCUUGAAGCUGGUGGCGAGCGGAUGCGCUAUACGUUCCCUGCGCUUAUCACCUCUAGCAUUAAGUUAUGUAGACGGUAUAAGAACUGUGAACAUCUGGAGGAAGGCUGGCAAGACAAGGUCAACACGAUCCUUAAAUUCGUCAGACAAUGUACAUCCAUCCUCGCCACCCAGGUCGACGCCCCAGCACUCGCGUUGAGGCUGUUCCUCCUCGCAGCACAGAUCGCAUCCGAGUGCGGCUCAGGAUUUGAAGAUCUCGCUUAUGAUUUCUAUGUGCAAGCGUUCUCAGUAUACGAAGACAGUAUUUCAGAAAGCAGAGCGCAGCUUGCUGCUAUCACUCUUAUCAUCGGUACUCUUCAAGGCGCAAGAGUAUUUAAUAUCGACGGGUAUGAUACGCUGAUAACGAAGGCUGCUUUGCACGGUGCGAGGUUGUUGAAGAAGCAGCAUCAGGCGACGGCGGUGCACGCUGCUAGCCAUCUGUGGUGGCAAGAACCUGUGGAAGAGGAGGGCGAGGCUGAUGGACCUGCUCCGAAGGAGUCUGAGAAGGCUGUUUUCCCCCCUAGAGAGGAUGGUGAAGGUGUUAAAGCGUACCCGCAUCAGGACAGUAAACGUGUGCUGGAGUGCCUCCAGAAGUCGCUGCGCAUAGCAAAUUCUGCUACGGAGGAGAUAGUCACCGUCCAGCUUUAUUGUGACACGCUUGAUCAAUAUUUGUAUUAUUUCGACCGUGGCGCACCUGCAAUCGCGCCUAAAUUUAUAGUGUCACUUGUUGAACUGAUCGCCUCCUCCAUUGACACGAUAACAUCGCCAUCCUCGUCAUCGUCAUAUCUCCACCCCUCACAAAGAAUAGAAGGCGUCGCGACACCCGAAGUGAUCACUCGGCACUUCCGCAAUACUCUCGCGUAUAUUCACGGGAAGAAAACGGCGGAGAACCCAGGACAAUGGGAUGAAGUCGAGGUAGUGGGGGCGUUUCUAAAGAUGGGCAUCACGCGGUAGCUGCUGCGUGACUCUGAGUGAUCGUGGUUGAACUUGGGUUGGAUCAUGCUUUGUUCUAACUUGCUGUUGUUGUCGUUUUUAGUUAGUGUGUACUUAUGACGACUGCUUCUGGUGGGUCGUGGUUUUUGUAUAUAAUACCUCGCGCUUUUUACUUUCGUGGGGUCCUGAUUGAAGUGAAGCGCAAUGUCUUACGUAACACGA
Messenger RNA from Suillus clintonianus, 3120 nucleotides. RefSeq names its product vacuolar protein sorting-associated protein 35. Gene Ontology annotation, biological process: retrograde transport, endosome to Golgi; intracellular protein transport. NCBI's taxonomy places the organism in Eukaryota, Fungi, Basidiomycota, Agaricomycetes, Boletales, Suillaceae. Gene Ontology annotation, cellular component: retromer complex; late endosome; retromer, cargo-selective complex. The transcript has 12 exons. Bases 88 to 2919 code for a protein of 943 amino acids. The record is from RefSeq and is a predicted model, not a curated record.